AUGUCCUCUGAUACCAGCGACAUCGAACUGGAUUACGACAGCACCGAAGGCUACGAAGACGACGAAGACGCAAUCGACUUAGACUCGAACGACCCCUCCUCAGAUGACGGCGACGGAUCAUCCAGCUUCAACAUGGUGCCCAUGGCCACCCAGCCCACCAAACCCCUCUACCAGGUCGAAUUCAGCGUCCUCGACGAAUCCGAACUCACCCAGCGUCAGGUCAGGGAAGUCGAACAUGUCGCCGGAAUCAUCGGAAUCGCCGGGAAGGAUGCCGCCCUCGUCCUCCGAUACUUCGGCUGGAACAAGGACCUUCUCAUGGAAAAAUACAUGGAUUCACCAGAGAAAGUCUUCCGAGACGUCGGAAUCAGGACCGACCUCGAGCUCAACAAACCUUCGUCAUCCAAGCGCCGGACACGCUCUACGCCGCAAUUUGAAUGCCAGAUCUGCUUCAACAACGAGCCCGGCCAGGACACGAUCUACCUGCCCUCCUGUCCGCCCUUGCCGAAAGACAAAGGGGCGCCGGCCAGCAGCGGCGGCUCGCAGUCAGUCAAACACGAGUUCUGUCGAGACUGCUAUACGUUCUACGUUGAGGCGAAGAUCAAGGAGGGCGAGUCGCGGACGAUCGAAUGCAUGGAGUCCGAAUGCAAGCAGAUUGUGGACGAAAAUACGAUUGUCAACCUGCUCACCGCUAGGGACGCUAGUCUGCCCGAGGCCGACAAACUCAUGGCCCGCUUCCAAACCCUCCUCAACCGCACCUUUGUCGACGAUAAUCCCGCGCUCAAGUUCUGCCCCGCCCCGAACUGCAUCUACACCAUCGAGUGUCAUGUCUCCAAGAAGAGCCUCGACACCGUCGUUCCCAGCGUCACCUGUCUCUGUGGCCAAAGAUUCUGCUUUGGUUGUUCGUUGGCAGAUCAUCAGCCCUGCAUAUGUCCCAUCGUCAAGCUCUGGUUACAGAAAUGCGAGGAUGAUAGUGAGACGGCGAACUGGAUCUCGGCAAACACCAAGGAAUGCACGAAGUGUCACUCGACCAUCGAGAAGAACGGGGGCUGCAAUCAUAUGACUUGCAAGAAGUGCAAGCAUGAGUUCUGUUGGGUCUGUACCGGCCUUUGGGCCGACCAUGGCACCGCUUGGUACAGCUGUAACAGAUUUGAAGAGCGGGACGAGGUUGGGAAAGACCAACAAUCCAAGUCUCGAGCCUCCCUCGAAAGAUACUUACAUUAUUAUAACCGGUUUGCAAACCACGAGACAUCGUUGAGGCUAGACAAGGAGUUGCACGCGAAGACGGAGAAGAAGAUGGAGGAGAUCCAGCACGCCUCGAACCUGAGCUGGAUCGAGGUGCAGUUCCUGAACAAGGCAGUAGAGACCUUGAGCGUGUGUCGGACGACGCUGAAGUGGACCUAUGCGAUGGCCUUCUAUCUCGAGAGGAACAACUUCACCGCGCUCUUCGAAGACAACCAACGUGAUCUCGAACAGGCCGUCGAAGACCUCUCCGGACUCCUGGAGUCGCCCAUCGAGGCCGACACAAUCGCCGAACUCCGCCAGAAAGUCACCGACAAAACCGUCUAUGUGCACAAGAGGAACGAGAUCAUGCUCGAGGAGACUGCGAGGGAUUACCAAGACGGUCGGGUGUUCUGGAACACCAACUUCAAACUGUGA
Messenger RNA from Puccinia triticina, 1656 nucleotides. RefSeq lists its product as uncharacterized. The record is from RefSeq and is a predicted model, not a curated record. NCBI's taxonomy places the organism in Eukaryota, Fungi, Basidiomycota, Pucciniomycetes, Pucciniales, Pucciniaceae. The coding region runs from base 1 to 1656 and encodes 551 amino acids. Gene Ontology annotation, cellular component: ubiquitin ligase complex; cytoplasm. The transcript is spliced from 9 exons. Gene Ontology annotation, molecular function: zinc ion binding; ubiquitin conjugating enzyme binding; ubiquitin protein ligase activity. Gene Ontology annotation, biological process: ubiquitin-dependent protein catabolic process; protein polyubiquitination; positive regulation of proteasomal ubiquitin-dependent protein catabolic process.